Lethenteron reissneri (Far Eastern brook lamprey) is the source of this 7953-nucleotide messenger RNA. It is a transcript of the gene NEO1, whose product is annotated as neogenin 1. NCBI's taxonomy places the organism in Eukaryota, Metazoa, Chordata, Hyperoartia, Petromyzontiformes, Petromyzontidae. The record is from RefSeq and is a predicted model, not a curated record. Gene Ontology annotation, cellular component: membrane. Gene Ontology annotation, molecular function: protein binding. Gene Ontology annotation, biological process: cell-cell adhesion.
AGGGCACGAGUUGGGUGGAGAGCGAGUGGGGGUGUAGAACGCACGGCCAGUGGAGAGGGAUCCCAGACAGAGCGCAGCUCAGCGCGCAGCACGCAUCGCGGGGGCACACUGCUCGCCUCGCCUGGCCGCCCAAGUUUUGCGGAGGAGCAAGUUUCACGCGGGUCGAGGAACGGCGACUUGGCUUCUUCACUCGAGGAAUGAUAAUAAUACUACUACACCGGUGCGACGGAUUGAACUAAGGGGGGGUUUUGUCUUCGCCCCCUUACCUCUCCACAACCCCAUCGCCUCUCCCUCCCCCCCCCUUGUUGUUGUCUUUUAAAUGUGGAUCUGCUUCACUGGACGCUGUGGAAGAAGGCCGGUUGGUGCGGAGGGCACGGAGUGAACCAACGGGAAGACUUGGGAUUUGCUUUCGCUGUUGGAGGGAGUGUUGACAGCUUGGAGUCGUUGUCCUCCUCCUGCUGCUGCUGCAGCGACAGAUGCGAGGGCACAUUGACUAGGGAGAUCACGACACAAGAGUUCGAGUGGACCAGGGGGUCCCCCGGACCUGCGGGGCCCCAGGGGAAAUGGGGGUAGGAGGCACCAUGGCCCCAAGGAGUGACAGCCCAGCUGGAACGCCGCCGCCGCCGCGCACAGCUCUGCUGGCCCUCCUGCUGCUGCUGCUGCUCAAAGUGGCCUUUGUGCACGGCCUGAACAAGCGGACGUUCAGCCCCUUCCACUUCACGUCGGAGCCGCGGGACACGGUGGCGGCACGGGGCUCGUCGAUCGUGCUCAACUGCUCGGUGCGCACCUCGGAGGGCACCCCCCGCAUCGAGUGGAAGAAGGACGGCACCUUCAUCAACCUGGCGACGGACGAGCGGCGCGCCCUGCUGCCGGGCGGCUCGCUGCAGCUGCAGAACGUGCUGCACGGCAAGCACCACAAGCCGGACGAGGGCACCUACCAGUGCGUCGCCACCGUCGACUCCCUGGGCACCAUCGUGAGCCGCACCGCGCGGCUCGUCGUAGCCGGAGUUCCCCGCGUCACGGUGCAGCCCGAGCCGAUGUCGGCGCACGUGGGCGAUGCCGCUGUCCUCUCCUGCGAGGUCGGGGGCGAGCCGAUGCCCGGCGUGCGGUGGCAGAAGGACCGGGCGAACCUGACGCUCGACGGGCGCCGGCUGGCGCUUCUGGCCGGCGGGGCGCUGCUGGUGGAGCACGUGGAGGCGGGCGACGCCGGCGUGUACCGCUGCGUGGCCGAAAACAUCGCCAGCUCGCGGGCCAGCGACGAGGCCGAACUCGAGGUCCUAGCCGAGUCGAGCGUCCCGCGGAAGCCCGUGUUUCUGCGCCACGCCAGCGACGUGACGGUGCGGGCGGGAUUGAGCGCCACCCUGGACUGCGCCGUCAGCGGCCACCCGCGUCCCAGCUUGCGCUGGCUCAAGGAAGGUCACCCCGUCCGGGAAAGUUCCGGCAGGGUGACCAUGCUGCCGAAUGGACAGCUGAGGUUUUCCGAGGCCGCUGUGGAAGACUCGGGGAUUUACCAGUGUGUGGUGACCGGUGAAAAUGAGACCCUCAAAGCUCAUGCCGAGCUCUCCGUACAGACCGCUCCGGUGUUUGCGAAGCGCCCGAGGGACACGCUCGCCUACGAGGGCAUGGACGUGGUGCUGGCGUGCAGCGUGACCGGCCACCCCGUGCCCACCGUCAAGUGGGUGAAGAAUGGAGACAUUGUUAUCCCGAGUGACUACUUCCAGAUUGUGGACGAUCACAACCUCAAAAUCCUGGGGCUGGUGAGAUCAGACGAGGGCAUUUAUCAGUGCAUUGCCGAGAGCGAGGCCGGAAAUGCCCAGUCAAGUGCGCAGCUUCUCGUGCUGGAGAGAGACGACAUCGGCCACUCCGUGUCUCCCAACCCGUCGUCCCACCCCCCGUCUGUGACCGGUGCCGCCGCGAACGACCGCCACCGCACAGCGAGCGGCGGGGAGGCCCCUCUGCCGUCGGCGCCCCGCGACGUCGUGGCCGCCCUGGUGUCAACGCGCUUCGUCAAGCUCAUGUGGCGAGCGCCCGCCGAUCCGCAGGGAGACAUCUUGGGCUACACCGUCUUCUACGCCAAGGAGAAGGCCAACAGGGAACGAGCGGUGAACACCACCAAGCCAGGGGACCUGCAGGUCACCGUCGUCGACCUCCACCCCGAGGCGGAGUAUUCCUUCCGCGUCAUGGCCCUCAGCAGGCACGGUCUGGGAGAGAGCUCCCAGACGAUCAGGGUGGCCACACAGGCUGAAGUGCAAGUGCCGGGGCCGGCUAUGAAUCUGGAAGCCGAAGUCACCUCUGCUACCUCCAUCACUCUGAGCUGGGACAUGCCCAUCUCAGGAAAUGGCCCGAUCCUCAACUAUCGCCUUUACUACAUGGAGCGGAGCCCGGGCGUGGAUGGGGAGCAGGAGGUGGACGUGGGCGGCCAGUCGUACAGCAUGCACGGCCUCAAGAAGCACACGGAGUACGGCUUCCGCGUGGUCGCCGUCAACCGGCACGGCCCGGGAGCCUCCACCGAGGACGUGGUGGCGCGGACCUACUCGGACGUUCCCAGCGCUCCACCUUCCAACGUGACCAUAGAAGUUCUCAAUUCAAAGACUAUUAUAGUGCGCUGGCUUCCUCCACCGCAAGGGACGCAGAACGGGCCCAUAACCGGCUACAAAAUCCGUCACAAGAAGGGCUUCCGGCGCGGAGAAACGGAAAACACAGAGGGAAACCAACUCUGGCAUCAGCUUUCAGGUCUUGAAAAGGGCUCGGAGUACAGCUUCAGGGUGGCAGCAAUGAACAUUAAUGGGACGGGUCCGUCCUCUGAAUGGGUUUCGGCGGAGACCUUUGAAGACGACUUGGAUGAAUCGCGCGUGCCCGACCAGCCCAGCUCGCUGCACGUUCGGCCACUCACCACCAGCAUCGUGGUGAGCUGGACGCCUCCGGCCAGCCACGGCGUCAUGGUGCGGGGUUACCUCAUCGGCUACGGUGUAGGAAGCCCCUACGCAGAGACCAUCCGCGUCGACACCAAGCAGCGCUACUACGCCAUCGACAACCUCGAACCAAAUCACCAGUACGUCAUCUCUCUGCGGGCUUUUAACCAAAUGGGGCAGGGCGUGCCGCUGUACGAGAGCGCGACCACUCGUGCCGUCACAGACCCUGAAGAUCCUGCGGAGGAUGACCUGUUUGACCUUUUCGUGGACCCUUUCACGGCAGUCCCAGAUCUCCCCACUCCCAUGCUGCCCCCCGUGGGGGUUCAGGCCUUCGUCAUCUCCCACGACACCAUCAGGGUCACGUGGGCAGACAACACUCUGGCCAAGAACCAGCGCAUCCCAGACGCGCGCCACUACACCAUCCGUUGGAAGACAUACUUCUCCACCACAGCCAAAUACAAGACGGCGAACUCCACGACAUUCACGUACCUGGUGAGCAGCCUCAAGCCCAGCACGCUGUACGAGUUCUCCGUCAUGGUCACCAAGGGACGCCGCUCCAGCACCUGGAGCAUGACGGCACAGGGCACCACAAUGGAGGCGGUGCCUUCGUCCGCUCCAAAGGAUCUCACGGUCAUCAGCAAAGAGGGAAAACCUCGGACCGUCAUCGUGAACUGGCAGCCCCCGGUCGAAGCCAAUGGCAAAAUCACAGGAUAUAUCAUCUACUAUACGACAGAUGCCACAGCUGAGCUGCAUGACUGGGUCGUGGAGCCUGUGGUGGGGGACCGUCUGUCCCACCAAGUGCAGGAGCUCACGCUGGACACGGGAUACUACUUCAAGAUCCAGGCUCGUAACGCCAAGGGCAUGGGCCCGCUCUCCGAUGCGGUGUCAUUCCGCACGCCCAAGGUUUCCACCACUGCUGCAAAAGGGGCAGUUGGAGAGGGAGGCUCCUGGCCUGGCAACCCCUUUGACAGGGCCAGUUUCAAUGACGCCCCGACGGGACAGAUCCCGCCUCCGCAGGGCGCCCGCGGCUCCGCGCUGGACAACAACCUCCUCAUCAUCAUCGUCGUGACGGUGGGCGGGGUGACCGUCAUCGCCGUCAUCGUGCUGGCCGUCGUGUGCACGCGUCGCUCUGCCGCCACACAGAAGAAGAAAAGGUCGGCGCACAAGCCCAACAAUGGCUCGGGCAAACGCAAAGGCAACCCCAAAGACCUGAAGCCUCCGGACCUGUGGAUCCACCAUGAGACGGUGGCUCUCAAGCCAAUGGACAAGUCGCCGGGACCCGACAGUGCCUUGGCGGACACGCCGAUGACGCACGGCUCCCACGAGAUCGAGGGCUACGGCCGAGAAUCCGAAGACGGGAUGUCGACUAUGGAACGCUCUAUAGCGGCGCGCCACGCCAUGCGACCGAAGAUCGUGAUUCCUGGAGAGUCUCAGUCACAACUGUUGGCAACAGCCUCCCGCCACCAUAACCCGGCAAAGAAUCACCCGUCCUACCUCUCCCUCCCCCGGCCGCCACCACCGCACCACCACCACCACCAUCACCACCACCACCACCAGCUCUCCCCGCUGCCCCCUGCGCCCUCUCCGCCCCCCUUAACCGGCACCCCCUCGCCCUCCUGUAGCUUCCCAGGCCCCCCGGCAUACGACGUGUGCAUUGUGGGUCUCCCGGGGGCAGGUGGCGGCAGGGCUUCUGCCAGGGACUCACUGCAGCAGUCGCCAAGCGGAGAAAUGGCCCCAGGUCCCGUGCCGGGCCUGGGCGAGAGCGACGGUUGUCCGACGGCCGGACCGGCGGCUGCCGCCGGUCCGGCCGUCGCGUCGGUGGUGGCGGACGACGAUCCGCCGGGCCGGCACCUUCCCACGGCGCACGUGCGGCCCUCCCAGCCGCUCACCAGCUUCGCCGUGCCUGUUGUGCCCGCCCACCCGUCCGUCGAUGGCGCCGCUGCCGUGGGCAGCGUGGGCCCGCUGCACCCGCAAGGUGGUCCUCAGCUGCUUCCAGCCAGGACGGCUUCGGUGGGCACAUUGGGACGUACCCGCGCCCCGCUGCCUGUCACCAUGCCCAGCGCCCCUGACGCCCCCGUGGAACCCAGCCACCAUCCCUUCGAGGACACGGAGAGCACCUUCGGGCAAGACGACGAGGAGCUGAGUGCUGAGAUGGCAAACCUGGAAGGGCUGAUGAAGGACCUCAAUGCUAUCACAUCCUCAGGAAUCUGAACAGCCAUUGGCCCAGAGGAGAAAUUACAAAAUUGAACUCGAAUGAAAAGCAUCUGGACAAGUAAGAGACACACAAAUGGCGGUGUCGGUGUAAUUGCUAGCAAACACUGCAGCGUUUUGCAAGCCAUCAACCCGUGAUUUCAAUGCCUCUGGUGUGCCAAGUUCAUCGCUGACUGAUGGAUGAUUAAUGCGGUUUUUCGCAACCCAUUUUUGAAAGCUUGCUUUGAAGCAAUGAUUGAGAACUUCAAGCUGUACCUUUAAAGACUUUUUCGAGCUCUGAAGUGUCAUCAAAGCUGGGAGACAUCAAUGCGGUGGACAUGCCCCUUGCAAGGGAAUCGAUGUGGAUUGUUACAUCCUCUACAACGCCACUUUGUGGAAAAGCACCUUUGCAAUCCUCGACUUAAAAUCGGCAAAACUGAACACUUCUCUUGAAGGAGAAGAGUGAGAAGACAAUUAGAAAAAUAAAUGUGGGUUAGGGAGAAAGCAAAACAAUACAAUUCUCUUUGCAAAGAAGCGCAUUUUAAAAGUAAAUAUUUUGUUGUAUGCGUAUUUUAACUUUUAUGUCUUCUUGGAGCCUGUAGAUAGCUAUUGUGUUAGUCUGUUGACAUGUACAUACUGGCAAUAUGGUGUCUUUAUGUUACGUACAGUACAAUCACGUAUUUUUUUGCGAAAAAUCUGGUACCUUUUUUGAUAAUGGGUGCAACCGUGGAUGUUCACGAAAGGGACAUCAAUACCACUGAAGGGGUUCGAAGGGAGGAGGAGGGUGGUGGGAGUGGUGGGGGUGGGGAGUGGGAGGAAGGUUCUGGAUUAACGAUUAAAGUCCAACCAUCAAAGAAGACAUGGGCUGGCAGCGACCUGGAAUUUCAAUCAAUAACGAGCUGCACCUGGGACUUGCUCACAAGCCCCCUGAACCUCAUUUCAGUCUGUCCAGCGAUGCCAUUUCUUGGAAUAAUGGAAAAUAAAUAUUAUUGUUGUUUUUUUUAAGAUGGGAGAAUGAGAGUGGGUAUAUUUAUUUAUCUCCCCCCUCAAUCGCCAUAAGCGGAGAGAUGUGUUUGCAUUAUUACAGAACGCAAUAGGGCCACACACACACGUGGUAGGCAACAUCUUAACAGCACAAACGGUUACAAUGGGAGUGUUUUAGGGCAGCUGCGCUGUUGUGACUACCAAUUGUGCCAACUUUUUAAGAGUUUUCACUGUUUGCAUCUGUUUGCAUCUGUUCAGGCUCGCAUUCAUUGUAGACGGUGAGACACGUUUAUAAUGCGUCACUCAAAGGGUUCACAAAACACCUCCCAUUCGGCCUCCCCCCGGUACACGGUGAUUCACACUUGCAGUGUUGGCCAUGGCUGUACGCAAGACACAUGGCAGCUGGUCACUGCCAACAUAACGCUUGUAAGAAUAUGGCACAAAAUGGGAUUAACAAAUGCUGCGUGUUAUUUUGAUUCGUACACAUGAACGAUUUGUUGUUAUUAUCAUCAUCGUUAUUUUACCUCCUGUAUUACCACGCCGGUUAGUCGAUUCGUCGUGAUGUGGAGAGCUUUUUUUUCCCGUAGACGCUUUGCAAAAGGCCAGUUCAAGAUUUGCCAUCUGGCGCAACUGUUAAUAAACCGAGCCUUGGUGAUCGCUGCUGCAGAAAUUGUAUCUGUUAAGCCCCUGUGCAUGGCGAGAUGCGCGUGUUGAUGACGGGUGGCACGUCAUUUUUUGUCUCGCGAUGAAGUUGCCAUGGGUGCUCGUCGUCCGCAAAGACAGUUGAAACGUUGAUCAGCAAUGCCAUAUCUGCCUGGCGGUUACAUCGUCACGCAUGGUGAUGCUUGCCGGUCAAAGCACUCGACUCUGAAACGAACAUGAACCAAUGCUGAUUGAUAUGGGUGGAGUACAGAGAGAGAGAGAGAGCCCAAAGGCCCCAUUCUUUUACGCACGAAAAAGGCAGCAGCUUUGGUGGUAAUAAUUUGGGGAUGUUGACAAAACAGUUUAUGAAGGACAGAGACGACAGUGUUGAAUUGCUAUGCAGUUCAGGCCUGGAUAAUAAUAAAAAAACCACUGAGCUUUAUUUAUGGAUGUUAUGUUACUUAGCUCUAAAUUAAAUACUUGAAUAAUUGUACAUUGUCAAAGGUGUACAAAGUGGUAAAAAUGUUUCCAUUGUAAACAGCGUUUUCUCGGACAAAAUGGGAAACUUACUUUUCCUAUAUUUGACCCAGGCCGAAAAAAAGGUACUAACUUUUCAGCACAAUAAUGAAUACAAGUCUGCGUGUUAUUAGUAUCAAUAUACUGUUGUAGAGUAUGCUGGCUAAUCAAGUCAUUUGGUACAUUUUCCACAUUCUUAUGGACAAUGAUGUAUUUUAAACCAAUCAUUUGCAUAUAUACCAUCACUUACAACCAUUGCUCUUUUCUAUGAAGGCUGUUUAACCCUGCCAUGACUAGUACUUUAUCCACUUAAAUAUUUCACUUUUUGACCGAGCGUCUGUUAAAUUUGCCACUGUAGCUAUCGUCUGCUUUUAAUAUGUGGCAUUCUUAAAAACAUCGAUCACGUCGAAUGAACAUCCGCAUUUAGCUGACUGAUUUUUUGAAAGUUGAUGCCCUAGCUUUUUUUCAGAAUUACACGGUUGUUAAUAUCAAGUGUUCAAUGAUAAAUAUAUAUUUUUUAGUCGUCUGCAUUUAUUCUCUCAAUUUUGAGGUUCAUAUUGCUAAGUGCUACGUUUGGUACCGUUUUGCUUUGGAGUAUACUUUUGAGUGUGUGACAAGUGGCUCUUACCGUUUCUGAAACUGUUAACAUUUAGACCCUUAAAGACGCUCAUUGUGAUACAAAUGAAUAAAACUGCUGUCUUAUAUAGAA